Messenger RNA from Suricata suricatta (meerkat), 1921 nucleotides. It is a transcript of the gene CD274, whose product is annotated as CD274 molecule. The record is from RefSeq and is a predicted model, not a curated record. Gene Ontology annotation, biological process: cellular response to lipopolysaccharide; immune response; positive regulation of T cell proliferation. Gene Ontology annotation, cellular component: external side of plasma membrane. NCBI's taxonomy places the organism in Eukaryota, Metazoa, Chordata, Mammalia, Carnivora, Herpestidae. The transcript has 9 exons. Bases 417 to 1304 code for a protein of 295 amino acids.
AUAUAUCAAAAACUUCAUUGAGAACUUUGGGAAAUGAACGGCUGAAGGAUGAAAACAGAAUAAAAGCCAAAGCCACGUGGGCCUGCCAUUUUCCUUUGUACGUGUUGUGGAAUUACGUCCAGUCACCACGGAAUGUCCCCUCUUCCUGUGGAAAGCUGUUACCGAACGCGGUGGGGGCCGGUGGGCAGAGCGUCAGGGGCCCGGGUGCCGAAGAUCCCAGAUAUUCAGACAUCGGUGGGAUUCAGUUUUGCUUCAUGUCAGUGUUAUAAGACCGUGUUUCCGUGCGUUCCUGAAUACGGUCCUGAGGCAUUAUCUGGCUAUCAGAAGACUAUUUCAAUGAGAAGUGCCAAGACCCGUCGUCAUUGAAUACAGCAUUUUCCUUUUUGUGUUUUCCAUAAUUCGGUCACUCCAGAAAGAUGAGGAUAUUUAGUGUCUUUGAAUUCAUGGCCUACUGUCAUUUGCUGAAAGCGUUUACAAUCACGGUUCCCAAGGACCUGUAUGUGGUGGAGUACGGCAGCAAUGUGACCAUGGAGUGCAGAUUCCCCGUUGCCGAGCAAUUAGACCUGCCUUCACUGAUCGUCUACUGGGAAAUGGAGGAUAAGAAGAUCAUUCAGUUUGUGAACGGGAAGGAAGACCCGGAAGUUCAGCACAGAAGCUACAGUCAGAGGGCCCAGCUGCUGAAGGACCAGCUCUUCCUGGGGAAGGCUGCACUUCGUAUCACAAAGGUGACCCUGCAGGACGCAGGGGUUUACUGCUGCUUGAUUGGCUAUGGCGGUGCUGACUAUAAGCGGAUUACUUUGAAAGUUCAUGCCCCAUACCGCAGAAUCAACCAAAGAAUUUCUGUGGAUCCUGUCACCUUUGAACAUGAACUGAUGUGUCAGGCUGAGGGUUACCCCACCGCUGAAGUCGUCUGGACAGACAGUGACCAUCAAGUCCUGAGUGGCCAAACCACCAUCACUAAUUCCAACAUGGAGACGAAGCUUUUCAAUGUGACCAGCACACUGAGAAUCAACACGACGGCUAACGCGAUUUUCUACUGCACUUUUCUUCAAAGAGCAAGUCCUGAGGGAAACAAUACUGCCACGUUGAUCAUCCCAGAACUACAUCUGGUUCCAGCAAAUGGGAGGACUCACUUCUUGAUUCUGGGAGCCGUCCUGUUGUUUCUUCUCGUGGUCCUGGCAGUCGCUUUCUGUUUGAAAAAAAAAGAUGUGUUUUUUGAGGUGCGAAAGAUGGAUGUGGAAAAAUGUGACACCACCAAUAUGAACUCAGAGAAACAAAAUGAUCUACAAUCUGAGGAGACGUAAUCCAGCAUUGCAGCUCCUGAUCUUAAAGCAGGGAGUCUCAGCCGGUGUUUUGGGCUCAUCAGGGCUGAGCGUGACCAGAGGAAUGCGGUGGGCCAGGCGAGCUGCAGAUGACCUCGGGCGCAAGAGGCCCCAGCCCUGAAAAGUGGAAGCCGGAAGAGAAGAGAACAAAGCAAGGAGUGAGAAGGGGUCGCCUGCCAGGAAACCCUGGGGCUUCGUAACAACUGGGAGACUCACGGGCACCUGAGAAAGAGAGAGGACAGACACUUCCAGACUGUCCCUCGCUCAUCCUGGGAAAACAGGUUGAGGUUCCCUGAUUUAAUGGUCAGUUCCUACGGAAGUGCCCGUUGGCUUCACCAGCGUCUGUUUGUGUCUGCGUGGUUGAGAGCCCCAGUGUUGCAACGAUAUUGAAGUAUGUUCUCUCUAUUUAUUUCGAGUGUGUGGAGUCUUGUCACGUGAGUGUGCUUGUGAGUGAUUUCUUUUGAAGAUAUACUCGAGUGGAAGUUAAAAAUUUGCCACGAAACUAAACUGCUUGGUGACGUGUGUGUUCGAUAAGAUGUGUAGUUUUUUUUUUUUAAUUUAAUCUUUAUUUAUUUUGGGGAGAAAGAGACGGCACAUGA